Vitis vinifera (wine grape) is the source of this 2131-nucleotide messenger RNA. RefSeq names its product protein IQ-DOMAIN 5. The record is from RefSeq and is a predicted model, not a curated record. The coding region runs from base 509 to 1843 and encodes 444 amino acids. The transcript has 8 exons. NCBI's taxonomy places the organism in Eukaryota, Viridiplantae, Streptophyta, Magnoliopsida, Vitales, Vitaceae. Gene Ontology annotation, molecular function: protein binding.
UCCCUCUGUGCCGGCCUUUAUCACAAAAACUACUCACCAUUAAUGGGAGAGAAUGUGGAGAGAGAAAGCGAAGGAGCAUUGAGAUCGAGACUGACGUUGGGAUUUUGGGUUUUGGAUUUCUGAUCUUUGGAAGCUUGAAUUAGGUGUGUAAAGAUGGGACAGUGACCGAGUUUGACACUUUGACUGGUUCGCAGAUCAACGGCCCCAAAAAAGUUUCUUUCACCUUUUUCAAUCGGCCUCUCUCAGAAUCUCAGGGUGGGAAUUGGAGGGGGAAUAUGGGAGAUGGCAUUGGAACUCUUUGUUAAAUCUACAGGUUUCACAUGGUAAAAGGUCAAGGUUUGAAGGUUAGAAUUGAGAGGUUACUGAUUAUUUCUCAAGAGUUGUAUGGGUUGACUGGUUUUCCGAUUCAUGAUCAUCCUAAAUAUAAGAAGCAAAGCUUGUGCACUGAUUUGUCAAAGGAGAUUCCCUGUGGCAAGUCUUAUUUGAUUGAGCUGAAGUGAUUGAUAACAUGGGGGUCUCAGGGAAAUGGAUUAAAGCAUUGGUUGGUUUAAAGAAAUCAGAAAAGUCGCAGUCUUCAGAGAAGGAUGAAAAUAGAACAGCAGCAGGUAGCAAGUUUUGGCACAGGAGAAAGCAUUCUGUUGAGAUUAAUACUGAUUUACUUCAAGUUGAGUUAGAUCAGAAUGCUGCUCCACCAGUGGAAGAUACUGAUCUCAAUUCAGUCCCAGAUCCUGCUGGUUCCCCUUCUGGUUCAAAUCAAGCACAAGAUGCAGUUCAAGUUCAGCAAAAUGUGAGGGAAGAGUGGGCUGCAACAUACAUCCAAACAGCUUUUCGAGGAUUUUUGGCUAGAAGAGCUCUACGCGCUUUGAAAGGGUUGGUAAGACUUCAAGCCCUCGUUAGGGGCCAUGCUGUGCGAAAGCAAGCUGCAAUAACUCUACGCUGCAUGCAAGCUUUAGUGAGAGUUCAAGCUCGUGUCCGUGCAAGACGUGUUCGCUUGGCAUUGGAAAGUCAAACAGCACAACAAAAACUUCAACUGCAACUAGCAAAUGAGGCUCGUGUUCGAGAAAUUGAGGAAGGGUGGUGCGAUAGUGUAGGAUCUGUUGAAGAUAUUCAAGCCAAAUUGCUAAAAAGGCAGGAGGCAGCAGCUAAGCGAGAGAGAGCCAUGGCCUAUGCUCUGGCUCAUCAGGCCUGUGUAAGAUCAUUUCUGUUCCUGCAGUGGCAGGCGGGAUCAAGGCAGCAGGCUGCUCCCUCUGAGUUUGAACCAGAUAAAAGCAACUGGGGUUGGAACUGGUUGGAAAGAUGGAUGGCUGUUCGUCCAUGGGAGAAUCGGUUUCUUGACAUAAAUCUGAGAGAUGGAGUGAUGAUUCGUGAGAAUGGUUCAACUGAGGGAAAGAAUGGCUCCAAGACCCAGUCAAAAUCUGCUGGAAAGAAACCCAUUUCUUUAAAUCUCUCAAAUCAGAAAAUGGGUCCAUCUAAUUCUGAUGGGGGUAGUUCUUCUCCCACUAAAUCAGCAAUGUUUCAAGAGGCAUCCAGCACGGUUUCAGCCAAGCCAAAGUCUAAGCCAAUUCUUGAAGAUCUGGCUGAAGAAGCCAACUCUAGACCUGGUGUUGGGUCUAGAUCCCACAGCAAUCCAAAAGAGAGAUCCACACUACAAGAUAAACAGGCAAAGAAGCGGUUGUCUCUGCCCAACAGCGGGAUAGGUUCUGGGGCUCAAGCAACCAGGCAGCAAAGUAGAAGUGUGUUAAAAAAAGCAGCAAGUGCACAGAAGCCGAUAAAGGAUAAUUCCAAGGUGAACAUAAAGGGGGACUUGGAGACUACAAAAUCUACAUCGGUCAGUGAUCUCUAGUUUUAUGUUUCUCUGGGUGGUUACUGCAUCAGGUUGUACAUAUAGAGAGAGAGAGGGAGGGAGGGGCCGAUGCAGCACCAUUUUGUCUUUUCUUGUCAUAGAACAUGUUGAAAGGAGAUAGUAACCAUACUGCUGCUUUAGUUGCUAUCAUAAUAUUCGUAAGGUGGGUUGGGUUGGGUUGUCUAGGAAAUAAGAUUUGGGUCUGUUGUAAUCAUUUAAUUAUUGGCAUCUCAGGUGUAUGUGAUUUUAUGGGUGUUUAUUUUUGGAGUGGAAUUGGAUGAUUUUUCA